Drosophila bipectinata is the source of this 4926-nucleotide messenger RNA. RefSeq names its product ankyrin repeat and BTB/POZ domain-containing protein 2. NCBI's taxonomy places the organism in Eukaryota, Metazoa, Arthropoda, Insecta, Diptera, Drosophilidae. The record is from RefSeq and is a predicted model, not a curated record. Gene Ontology annotation, molecular function: protein heterodimerization activity.
UGAAAUGAAACCAAAGCCAAACUAAAAUCGACAAUAAUAAUGUAUUGCACCAAAGAUUGCACUUGCAGCCUGUGUCGCGAGUUGCGGGGAUAUAAGCAACAUCCUCUGAAAAAGGCUCCACCAGCCCCAGUGCCCCCCGCGAGCUCACUACUGAGCAGAAUGCUAAACGAUAAUUUUAUCCUGCGUCGGCGUGGCAUAUCCCUUAAGAACUUUCAGCCACAAUCGCUGAGGAACAGCGAGAUGUGCCAGCAGCAAAUGCAGAAGCAGCAACUACCCGUGCCACGCCCCCCCCAAACACCCUCGCCCACGCCCAUCGAGGAGCUUCCCGAAUGGGCUGUGGGGGAGGAGGACAAGAAGCCGAACCACAAGGUGGUCAUCUACUUUGGCGACUCCAUCCAUCGGGGCCAGCAGUCACCGCUGCCGUCGCCCAAAGAUCACCUCCACUCGCAGCUGUUGCAAGAGAUGUCCCAGAAACUAAAGGCCAGCGAAGGGGAGAGGGCGGUGGCCAAGGCGGACGCGAAGGCGGAGGCGGAAUCCACUAACCCAACGCCAGCGGUGGAGCUGCGGACGGAUGACGAACUGCCGCCCUACAUUGAGAGCGUGCAGAAUGGCGUAAUUAAUAUCAGAAUUGAAGGCAAUUACCGGCGAGCCAGUGCGCUGGUGGAAACGGUGGCAAAACCCACUCUGGCCGUUGUGGGUCCAACGAAAUCCGAUGCAGCCGUACCUGAUAAUGGCAAUGGUGAUGGCGAUGAUGAUGAUGAUGACGAUGAUGGCAACAGCGACGGCCCCGGGCAAGAUGAGGCGGAGACGGAUUCGUGCGACUGGAGCUACGUCCAGGAAUGGCGGAGGGCGGCGAAACGACCAACUGGCAACUUGCCGCCCAAUUUCGGCCAGCACCCGGCUCCAAGCCAAAUAACUGGCCUGCCCCCAGUGCCACCGCCACAGUUGCAGUCCCCACUGCAGCUGCAGCAACAGCAGUCCCUCUCGAAGACGCCUCUGUCGCCUCAGCAUGGAGGCCCUCAGGGUGGCUUGGCCGUGGCUAUGGCCACUCCGGCCCCGCGAGUCUUCAAGGAACUGGCCCAUCAGCCGAAUAAGGGACUACCCCACAAGGUGGUGAACUCUUCCUCGAACACGGGGCUGGUGACGUCGCCCGUGGCCGCCUCGAAGGCCUUGAUUCCGCAGCGGGCAGUGGCCGGUCCGACGCGGCUAACCGUUCAGAGCACUCCGGUAAAAUCGCAGCCACCACAGAUUAGUGGGAGUCUCAGCCAGACUCAAGUGUCGCCCAGCAGACCCACUUUGGGUAUACCUACGACAAACACACCAAGUGGGAAUCCAUCGCCACCCCGAACUCAUCAGCACGAUCAGUUUCGGGCGCUACAGCGGGUCCAGGAGUGUCACAGUUCAUCGGAUGAAAACCGUAGCUCUGGGCAUGCCAGCAUGUCGGAUACUGGGGGACACAGCUCCUCGCCGGCGGGUGGCAUGACCCUGGGUCCCCUACCCGAAGAUCGACUGGCGGCGGGGGUAACCAACCGAAGCACCAGAUCCCGGCGACAUCGCAAUAUCAUGCCUGCCGGAAAGGCACCUUGGAGCGGAACUGGACUAGAGGACAUCAAGCUGGCCAUGCUCACCCUGCGAUCCCAGACGAGUAGCAGCACCUACAGUAGCCUGAGUGCUGGGUCGGAAAGCUCAGAGCCAGCGCGCCGUCUGGGCAGAUACUCCUCCCUGGAGACGGUGGUUACGAGUACCAGUGCGGACGAGUUUGUGUGGGUAGACUCGCACAACCGACUAGUGGAACUGCAGCACCCGCCGUGGAGUCAGCAGUGCAUUCUGCGGGUCUUGAGGAACGGACGCUGUCAACAACAGGCGGAGCACUUGGCCGUGGAGGCGGUCUCCCGCCUGGGUUACCUGCUGCAACGAGCUCUGGUGAGGAUUGCCCGCGAAAUCCAGCGGUUCUCUUCGGGAGUCGGCCUCUGCUCUAAGCAGGAGGUGGCGGGAGCAUUGAAAGUGGUGCUAAGCUCUUCUUUAGCGGACUCCUGCACGAAAGCGUGUCUCCGGGCAGCGGCCAUGUUUGCUGUGCCCGGCGAGAGUGCCCUGAAACAGAGCAAGUCCGCUCGAGCGGGUCUACAGCUCUCGGUGGGUAGAUUUUAUCGAUGGAUGACCGACGCCAGGCUGGGAAAAUUCAUCCAUGAGUAUGCAGCGGUGUAUCUCUGUGCGGGAAUCGAGAAUCUUCUCGAGGAGAUUGCUUUGCAGUGCAAUGGGAGUACGGCAGCUGCCUUGGACCAGAGUAUCUCUAACUCCGGAGAUGUCUGGGGUCUCCUGCAGCCAUUUGCGCAUCUGAAUGCCGGCCGAGUGGCCAGCGGUGCUCUGGCACUGCCCAGGUGGGCUAGUGCCGCCUCCCUGGCCACCUGUGUGGGCAGCAUUCGGGAGCUGAAGGAAAAGGCAAUGCGCACCCAGCAGGAGUUCCACCUGGCCGCUGCUCUUUCCGGCUCUGCUCUGGCAGCCCUAUUCUACUUUAUGCGCUGCUCCCAGCUAGAGCACACGGAAUUGCUGGCCGCCUCCGGCUGUGGCUCUGGACAGGCUGCCCCCACUGCUCCACAGACUGCCGGAGCAGGAGCGGCAGCCGGACACCACGUACAGGAGUUGUGCUAUGAGCGGGCCUAUGUAGUCCUUCCACCUCUGGCGGAAUGGCUGCGAGUGGCAGCCGCUCAUGCGGAACACAGGAGCGCUUUGAUGAUUGACAAGGAUGACGUGAUGCAGGCGGCCAGGUUGCUCCUUCCCGGCGUAGAUUGCCCCAUCCGACCAGUGGCUCACGACGAGGAGCUACCCACAAAAAAGAUGCACUUCAAUCCACCAACUGUCAACUCCACAGGCACGGGAACAGGCAGUAGCUCCAGUUCGCCGGUUGUCAGUGGCAUUGGAAUCGGCGAGGACACCUCGGAGCUGGGCAGACGAGCCACCAUAGGAGUGGCCUUUAAGCUUCUACUGACUGGUCGCGCGGAAUUGUUGGCACAGGCAGCCCAACUGCUGCCCCCAACCACCCGCUACGACACCCAGAAUAGCGCCGGACUGACCGCCCUAAUGAUUGCCAGCAUCCGGAACGACGAGGUGGCUCUCCACGCACUCCUCGACGCCGGCUGCGAUCCGAAUAUAGAGGUGCCGCCGACAGGUAGCCCCGGAUAUCCGGCCAUUCAGUCGGACACACAGCACUGGACGGCCCUUAGCUUUGCCGCCAGUAGGGCCAACUACGUGGCCUUGAGAAUUCUGCUGGAGAGGGGCGGGAAAGUGGAGGGCGGUGCCAGGAGUAGUGAGGAGAAAUGCACCCUAACGCCGCUACAACUCGCUGCUGGAACAGGGAAUCUGGAGAUUGUCGCCCUUCUAUUGGCCCAUGGAGCAAAUGCCUUCCUAUCUACGCAGCAAAAGGAUUCUAUGUGCUUUGCAGGAUCCGCUCAGAAGGGCUGCUUCUGCGCCAUAUCCGUAGCGGCAGCUCACGGUCAUCGUUCGUGCCUGAGAAAGCUCCUAACUCAUCCAGUCUCUCCCGGGACAAGAGAUGUCCUAUCGCUGGAGGAGAUGCUGGCCGAGGGCGAUGUGGGAGGAGUGAGAGGAGGCGCCGGAGGAGUUGGAGCCGGAUCCAGUGGAGCUAGUGCCAAUGGCAAUAGCGACGAUUUGCUUCCGCUAUUGAACAAAACGCAGAUCAAGCGACUCCAGGAAGCCAUGUACCACAGUGCCGAAAAUAAUCACUUGGAUAUAACUAUUGAGCUUAGGAAGUUGGGUGUUCCCUGGACUCUGCACUGCUGGAUGCACGCCCUCUCGGCAGCCCACGAUCUGCGAUUGGAUGCAGUGAUCGACCAGUUGCUCCAGGACUUCCUGCAAGUGUGUCCCGACGACUAUAGCGCCCAGUUUGUUAGCGAAUGCCUGCCGCUACUCUUCAAUAUAUUCCGAAACAAGAACGAGGGCACCACCCUCCUGCUGGCCGACAUCUUUGCCACCUGCUUUGGAUGGGAGACCCUUCCUCCUGUCAAGGAACAGCCGCCCAUGCAACCCGUCCAGGGUUCUCGGAUUGAUCCGAAGUUUGUCAACAAUCCGGAACUAAGCGAUGUUACCUUUAGGGUGGAGGGUAAAAUCUUUUAUGGACACAAGAUUGUUUUGGUCACCGCGUCGCCCCGUUUCCAGAGUAUGCUCAGCUCCAAGUUGAGCGAUGCCAACUCUACGCCCACGGUGCAGAUCAACGACAUCCGUUACCACAUCUUCCAACUGGUGAUGCAGUUCCUCUACAGUGGCGGCUGCAACUCCCUGGACGUGGCCCAUGGGGAUGUCCUGGAGUUAAUGGCAGCAGCUAGCUUUUUCCAACUGGAGGGACUACUGCGCUACACGGAGGCCCGCUGCUCGGAAAUGGUGGAUGUGGACAAUGUGGUGGCCAUGUACAUACAUGCCAAGGUCUACAAUGCCAACCGCCUGCUGGAGUACUGCCAGUGCUUCCUGCUCCAGAACAUGGUGGCCUUGCUCACCUACGAUGAUUCUGUCAAGCGACUGCUCUUCGCCAAGAAGAUACCCAACCACGAUGUGCUCGCCGGUCUGCUACAGACGCUGCAGAACCGCCUCAAGACCCGGAAACCCAAUUCCGGCGGCGGUCUGGUCAACUCCUAUCGAUCGCCCUCGGCCACGCCCGUCAAGAAAUGAAGGAGUCUGACACCCAAUUUCUUAUUUAUUGCAUUGUUUUUAAUUUAAUCUUUGAGCUUUUUUGUAUUAUAAUAAUAUUCCCAGCCCCGAUCUUGAUCCUGAUCCCGGUCCAGAUCCCGCUUCUUUAUGCUUAGUUGUAUUUUUUUUAAUAUAUUUUCAAGUUGUUCAGCGCACUGUUAACUUAUACGAACCCCAGGUCUGUUGAGUAAAUAGACCUCUUAGCUAUUAUUUUGUAGUUGAAAUUGUUUC